Molecule: messenger RNA, 579 nt
Organism: Puma concolor (puma)
Lineage: Eukaryota; Metazoa; Chordata; Mammalia; Carnivora; Felidae
Gene: BCL2L10
Product: BCL2 like 10
Biological process (GO): intrinsic apoptotic signaling pathway in response to DNA damage; extrinsic apoptotic signaling pathway in absence of ligand; regulation of apoptotic process
Cellular component (GO): mitochondrial outer membrane
Molecular function (GO): BH domain binding
Source: RefSeq, a predicted model, not a curated record
AUGGCUGACGCGUUGAGGGAGCGCACGGCGCAGCUACUGACUGACUACCUGGAGUACUGCGCCCGGGAGCCCGGCAGCCCCGCGCGGAUGCCGUCCACGCCCGAGGCCGCGGUGCUGCGCUACCUGGCCGCCCAGAUACGGCAGCGCCACCAGCGUUUCUUGUCGGCUUACCGCGGCUACCGCGGAAACCGCGUGGAACUGGUGGCGCGGUUGGAGCAGGAUUUACUCUCCAACCCCCAAACCCUCAGUUGGGGCCAUGUGGUAGCGCUCUUGACCUUCGCGGGGACGCUGCUGGAGAGACCGCCGCCGGGGACCUACUUGAACCUGACGCCGGGCCAGCAACAGGAGCUGGAGUGGGAGACCAACGUUGGCCAGGACUGCCAGCACCUGGUGGCUUUGCUCUGCAAUCGGCUCACCGGACGGCAUCGCGCCUGGCUGGAGGCUCACGACGGCUGGGAUGGCUUUUGUCUCUUCUUCUCACCCAUGCUGCCAUCUUCUUGGAGAAGACUGCUGGUCCAGGCUCUUCUGUCAUGCUUUACAGUAAUGAUCUUAAUCUACUUCUGGAGAAGAUUAUUGUGA